This is a messenger RNA of Oppiella nova, 447 nucleotides long. Lineage: Eukaryota; Metazoa; Arthropoda; Arachnida; Sarcoptiformes; Oppiidae. The record is from the annotation of a GenBank genome assembly.
AUGCUGACCCGUCUACCCGUUGGUUCAGGGUUGGAGGCAGAAGAUUGCAUACGUAAUGCGCUGAGUGCGCUACGCCGACCGUAUUCCAAGAUGGUGACCACUUCCUCUCAAACGCUGAUGGAAGACACUAUAAGGCGAAAGAAGCUCUCGCACCAACUUCUCUCGAAGUUCACAACGAUUCACAUUUGCAUGCUCAUCACAAGGCAAUGGAAGGUAGCACCUCCAAAGAAACUCAUUUUAGGUAAUGAGCGGCCCCCCUCGCUAAAUUUGGUCAGAGUCUUCAUCGCAUCAGACGCAUUCAAAUCUAAGAUGCAACCGGCACGCCACCGAAUGGUGUAUGCUCUACUAAAAGACGAGCUUGCCAUGGAUGGCGGCAUUCACGCGCUACAACUACGUACUCGGACUGAGGAGGAAAAUGAGAAAGCUCAGGCGAAGGAGACUUCGUGA